AUGACGGCCGCGGCAGCUGCGCCUGCAGCGCCGACAGCAGCAGCUGCAGCAGAAGCAGCAGCAGCAGCAGCAGCAACUGAAGCAGCAGCAACUGAUACUGCUGCUGCAAAUAUAUCGGGAGCUGCUGCAGGGGCCAAAGAAGCAGCAGCAGCUGAUGGCGACGCUAACGAGAGCAGCAGCAGCAGCAGCAGCAGCAACAGCAGCUGCUGCUGCGGCUUCGGAGAUGCCACCACCAGCAGCAGCAGCAGCAGCAGCAGCAGCAGCUUGUGCUGCGGCUUGCUGCAGCGUUGCAGCGAAUACCCGAGAGGGUUUGCGUUGCUGCCGUGUCUUCAGCUGCUGCCGAGUGUAUCGAGUGCAGCAGCAGCAGCAGCAGCAGCAGGAGCAGCAGGAGCAACAGCAGCAGCAGCAGCAGCAGCAGCAGCAGGGGGUCAAAACCCCUCUCUAGGGUUUGCUGAGGUGUAUGUACACCUCGGCGCUGCGCUGCAGUUCUUUCUCUCCUCUGAACCCCACAAACUAGAAACAGAAAUUAAACCCAUAAGGAAGCUGCAACGCAGUGCCUGGGGUAGAACCCUCAUUGCAGCAGCAGCACAUCAGCUGCUGCUGGAGGCAGCAAGAGCGCACAUAUGCACAGCCUACUGCAGCAGCAGCAGCAGCAGCAGCAGCAGCAGCAGCAGCAGCGACAGCAGCAGCAGCAGCACACAGCAGCAGCACACAGCAGCAGCAGCAGCAGCAGCAGCAGCAGCAGAAUUUGGUUUUCCUUCUGCUGCUGAGAUGCAAGACAAAGGCUCAGCACUACUAAAGCUAGCAGCAGAUGGGAGGCCGCGGCUGCUGCAGCAGCUGCUGCAGCAGGAGGCGCAGCUGCAGCAGCAAACUUUCCUGCAGCAGCAGCGGCUGCUGCAGCAGAUGCCCCCAGAGAUGCGGCAAGACGCAGUGGGGAUGCUGGAUGAGAUUCGGCUGCAGCUGCAUGCGCUGCUGCCGCCGCUGCAUGCAUGCACGCAGCGGCAGCAGCAGUUGGAUCCGAAGCAGCAGGAGAAGCUGGUGCUGCAGCAGCAGCAGCAGCUGAAGCUGCAGCAGCAGCUGCAGCAGCAUCAGCAGCAGGAGACAUCUAGCAGCAGCAGCUGCAGCAUAGAGGAGGCCAUCAACCGCAGCAACGACCUCCUGUGCUGCAGCAGCACGACGCAGCAGCAGCUGGAGAUGAGGCGGCUGUGGCGCUGCGCCCUGCUGCUGCGCCUGCAGCAGAUGCAGGCCGAGCAGCAGAGCAGCAGCAGCAACAGCAGCAGCAACAGCAGCAGCGACAGCAGCAGCAGCAGCAACAGCAGCAGCAGCUGGGAGUUACUUCUACGGCUGCCGUUUGCUGAGCUUGUUGCUGCUGUGCUGCAGCAGCCGCACGGAGCGCUGCAGCUGGUGGAGUGUCUGCAGCGGGCAGUGAGCCUGCAGCAGCAGCAGCAGCAGCAGCAGCAGCAAGAGUUGCUGCUGCUGUUUCAGCAGCCGAAAGCGGAGACAAUCGAUAUAGCAGAGUGCAGCAACUGGCUGCAGCUCAUCAACUGUCUCCUUGACUCUAUUAUGGUGCUGCUGCUGCCCCGCAUCAGCAGCAGCAGCAGCAGCAUCAGCAGCAGCAGCAGCAGCAGCAGCAGCAGCAGGGAUCUAACUGACACCCGCGAGCUCCUUCAUUUGCUGCUGCAGCCGUCAGAAGAAUGGCCCUUCGGCAUCAAGCUGCUGCGAGAGGAUGGAUCAGAUUCUCUUGAGCUGCGGGCUGCUGCUGUUUGCUGCUGUGCAUGCGAUGGCGUGGUGGCUGUGCUGCAGCGGCAGCUAGCAGCAGCAGCAGCAGCAGCAGCAGUACCUGCGUUCCCGUAA
Molecule: messenger RNA, 1854 nt
Organism: Eimeria mitis
Lineage: Eukaryota; Apicomplexa; Conoidasida; Eucoccidiorida; Eimeriidae
Exons: 6
Coding region: 1-1854 (617 amino acids)
Cellular component (GO): nucleoplasm; nucleolus
Source: RefSeq, a predicted model, not a curated record